Messenger RNA from Porites evermanni, 4849 nucleotides. NCBI's taxonomy places the organism in Eukaryota, Metazoa, Cnidaria, Anthozoa, Scleractinia, Poritidae. The record is from the annotation of a GenBank genome assembly.
AUGAACCAAGCGUAUCAGCAAGAGGAAGUAGAGAAGUAUAAGGUGAGAGCCCGAAACCCUCGACAUUCUGCUGCAAUUUUCAUAAAUUAGUACAGUAGAACCUCGAUAACUCGAACUAACUCGAAUUCCCAGCUCGCUCGCACUAAAUUUCCUAUCCCUUGAUCAAAAUUUCACUGAAUUUACCCGAUGACUCGAAUUCCCCACUAACUCGAAAUGUUUCUCAUUUCCCUUCAGAGUUCGAGUUACCAGGGUUCUACUGUAAUUUGAUUCUGCUACCUCUGCGUCACCAAAGACGCAAAAUAAUUCAAUACUUCGUAGGACGCAAAGAUCGAUGGAUCGGUCUGAAAAUGCUUUUAGUAGAAUAUCCUGUUCGUGUGAUUUCUGUGGCUGUUCUUGUGGCUACUUUUAACGACGCAUAUUUUUUAGCCUUUACAAUAGAAGUAGUAUAUUUUUAUUAUAGUAAACUGUAAUACAGAGUUUUGUCUUUUGUUUUUUGGAACUGAGACUCAUGAUUUUUCACAAGAUGAGUCCCAGGACUCACCAUAACUGUUUGCAACAAAAUCACUGAUUGGACUUUUCUAAUACACUCGUUUUUUUUAUAAGAAUAUAUUUUAUAAGAAUAUCGAGGGUGAAAUUUGCGAAAUUUUAGGAAUAUUUUAAGAAUAAAGCCGAGGCUGAGAUUUUGAAAAGGAUAGAUAUGAUUUUGUGUGUUCAAACAUCUGUAAAUAAUAUACAAUUUUAUGUUUUUAACUUAACCGUAUAAAAUUAUUCCUUUCUCUGAACGGCGAAAAAAAGUGUCGUUUGACGUGACAUCUUGACCUCGCUGACUGCAACGAAAAGAGAUGGAGCACGUGUACAAUGUAACGCGAUACAGAUCUAGAUACCAAACACUUGUAAUUGAUACCCCAAUAAAUUCUAAAAGCUAUAAUUUAAGAAUAAUACAAGAAUAUUUUCAGCCUCAAAUUGGCAGAAAAAUAAGAAUAUUCAGCCUGGGUCGCAAAAACAACAUUCUUAUAAAAAAAAAGAGUGUACGCAUAGUCUUCGACCAACAAGUACCCUAAAUAUGUUUUGCCCAUUUUUGGUCUCUUAAACUUGGGAAAAUUCACGGAAAGACUAACCAGUGGCAAAAUCUGUAGACACUAGACUAUUAAAACUGAGCUGAUGAUUUUGACCUUACACUUUAUCUCAGCUUGGUAACGAUUACUUGGUAAGGUGCGAAUGCAUCAUUUGUAUUCUUGCUAUGGUUUGUAUGUAUUUUUUCCUUUUGUUUUGCAAAAGGCAAUUCUUAAAGUACAGCAGUCAUUGAUUAACAACCUCUGGGGAUUUUUGAGUUAUCAAGGCCGUACGGUUCUCCCAGAAGUCACAAGGUAAUAAACAUUACAUGCAUUUCCACGUUAGUGUUUCAGUGUCAGGUUUAAACUGGCUCUCAAAAGUAUUACCCUAUUUUAGGAACCGUUCAUUUUUUAUCAAGUAGGGGGGAGGGGGGCUGGUGGGAUUUGAGCGGGGGCAUGAGAAAAAUAUGGCUUUAAAGGGGGGAGGGGUCACCAAAAAACUCCUUCAAUUUUUUUUUUUAGUAAACAAGCCGGUACUGUUCCCCAAUAGUUGAAAGGUUAAUAACAAUUAAAUUAAUUUCCCGUUUAGUUGUUAAUUGUCAGGUUUAAACUGGCUCUAAAAAGAAUUACCCUAUUUUAGGACCCGUUAUUUUUUUUUCAGGAGGGGGGGGGGGGGGCUGGUGGGUUUUGGGCGGGGGCAUGAGAAAAAUAUGGCUUUAAAGGGGGGAGGGGUCACCAAAAAACUCCUUCAAUUUUUCGGUGACGGCAACCAUCCUACCAGAAUGCAGAAAAACCAGCAUUCCUCGGUAACAUUCAGAAAGUUCAGAUUUUCCCGGGGAAGCAUGUCCCUAGACCUUCUUACACGAAAAGGUAAUUCUGUCCCAGUAAAAUGUAAAAAAGCAUAGAAGCAUACCAAAUCGAACGUUUCAUUAGGAAAAAGUAACAAACUCAGUUAGUCAUUUUUCACUUUCUCUGUCUUCUACUCUCUCUUUCUUUCUUUUCCUUUUCUUGUUCUUUUUUUUGGGGGGGGAGGGGCGGUCAUCUCGAUUAAUUUGGGACACAAGUGGGGAGGGGGGAGCGCCCACAAAAUUUCUUAUGAAGAAGGGGGGUCAUCAUGUACUACAAGAGCUACCCGUCGAAUUCCACCAAGCCCCCUCCCCCAUUAAAAAUGAACAGUCCCUUAUAUAAGUAGUCAUUGUCCCGAUUACACAUUUCUCAAACCUCUAGUUAAACAACUUCUAGUUAAACAACAGUACUUAUACUCUCACAUGAUGAAAAGACAUUGCCUAUAAAUAUUAUUAUUUAUUUUUCUUUUUGCACAGCAUUGCACAAAAUGUAAGUCUGGACGAGUUGAAUUGGGUAAGUUUUUUAUGAGUGUUUUAUGAGGCGACAGCUACUGUUAAUUGGGACCACAGCAAAAGCAGAAAUAUAAGAAAGAACAUGUAAAAUAGAGCAUUACGUUUCAAGAAGCAGGGCUAUUGUUUUUCCUGUUCUUUUUUCCAUUUUUUUUGUUAACGCAUGAAAGCUAGAUCUUGUCGUAGGAUCCAAUAAACACAACUGCAUGUAAAACCUGCAGAUAAUAGGGCCAGUCUAUGUUUCUGGCACAAGCACUGACAAAUUCACUGUAUUAAGCACAUCCCAGGUUUCUAUAUUAGGUAUAACUUGUGCAAAUGUGCUCAUGACGGUUGUCUCUGUGAAAUUCUUUGCAGGAAGAUCCACAGCAAGAUGAAUGGCACGCUGUUUUAUUUAUUGUGAGGAACAUGGAAUUACUGCUUGGAGUACGUAUUUAAACGCAGUGAAGAGAAAUGCACAAUCAGUUAUUUCAUAGUGAAAAUCGUCUAACAAAUAAUUGAUACGACGUCUAACCAGGACAGUGCAAAGAUGGGUUGGGGGGAGGCACCAACACGCAUAUCAUGUCAAUCAUCCGAUCAGCUGUACCUGUAGGUACAAAGGUAUCACUACUAUUAUGACAUUAGUACCAUAACAUUAGUAACUGCAGAAUCGAGAAAUAAAAAUCUUUCUUCUAAACGAGAAAGGCAAGCCAAACAAAAACUACUUUUAUUCUAUUCUAGAAAGAAUCGCAGCAGAAUAGGGAAACAUCACCACACCAACUGUUAAAAGAAGCGUUAAAGGAACUACGGAAAUACUUUCUGUCAAAGCACACAGUUGUCUCAAAAGAGGCUACAAGGUACAUAUAUUUGAAAAAUAGGUGUUUCUGUUAGCUUAUAAACAUUUUAUGAACUAAUUUCAAACUUUACUGUUACAGAAAAUUGUUACUUCCUUUUCUUAUCAUAUACAGUACCUACAACCCUGUGUUUUUGUUCAGCAUUUAAAAGAGGAAAUUAAGACAUGACAUGUUCAGUCAUUUUGUAGCAUAGUAACGUGUAACUUGAGGUUCAACAACACCAUAUGAUACUUCCCUAACUAUGUGCGAUCUGGUUAGGAGAACUGUUAUACAUAAUGACUGUGAUACAAAUUCUCUUUCACAGCCAUUGUCAAGGCCAAGAAUGGAGUGAAGACACUUUGGUACGUUUUACAAAUCCUUACAUUUAUCUACCAGAUCUUAAAACACAACAGCAAAUUUUUCUUGAUAAACCGAUGAAAUAUCAGCACAUCAUGCCUCGAGCCCUUGAAACCUCAAUGCUCACAACACUUGCAGAUCAAGAAGAAAUGUUGAAUAAUCUUGAAUGAAAAAGAUCGUAUUGAAAUACAGACGUGUAAAUAUGUAAGGAAAGUUAAACCGUGAAGUAGACAAGCAUCAUAUUGAAGGGAUGAUAGUUUCCAUUUAUCAGUGUUCGAAAGUGCUUGUAUGCUGGUAGUUGUUUUCAACGGUAACAAGUUUGUUGUAGCUUACAAGCAAAUGGAGUCCUAGAUCAAAUUUUUUUUUUUUUUUCAAUCAAAAAUUGUUGCAAAUUUACUACCAUAACGUUAACAAGAGAAAAAUUGAAAGCAGAUCCCAGAGUAACUACAAAAUCAUGACUGUGCAGUGUUGAAUGUUAAAUGUUAUUCCUUUUGUAGUUAACUAGAAAUAUAAUAGAAGAUUGCAACGCUGUUGUCCAUAUCCUUCAGCAAAAUACAAGAUUAUUGGAAAUAAGUGAGGUGAGUACCUUCGAGACUCAAUCAACUGUUAUUUGAUGAAGCUAACUAAAAAAAAAUCCAGUUCAGUUCACCAACACAUUUGUCCCCAUCAUACUUUACCCUAGAAUAAUUUAAUUACCACGUCAACCAAAUUCAAUAACACUUUAAGCCCCAAUAUCCACAUACAAAUUCUUCAGACUGAUCUACAUACAUCUCAACAUUCUCAUGCACAUUUCUUUUGAUUAUGUAUUGAUACUGUUAAAAGAAAAUUAACGUUGACCACUCUUGGUACUUAAGGGUUAACUCUGAUAAUUACCCUUACUUACUUCAUUUCUGUUUAACUUAGUAACUUUUUAUAGUAAAGGUGACUGAAGCAUACCUUCACUUUUGGUGUAGUCAGCAUCAGUAAAACAAUUCAAAGUAAGAAAAUAAGAUCGAGUACCUGAGUAUUUGAAGCAUAACAAUUUUUAUAAGUAUAAGGUCUCUUUUUACGACAAGCACGUAUCUGUUUCGUAAAAAACUCAAAUGCUCUCGCAUUUCAGAUGUGUUUAAGAACAGGUCCUUUCUGAAAUAAUUACAAAUUAAAAUUGGCUGAUAAAUUUUUUGACCUACAGCACGUUGGCAGUCUUGAAGACUUGUAUCAACCUCUCAACAGGAUACUGAAUUAUUUGAAGAAUAGAUCAAUCAAGCUACAACAAUCAGUAUCCUCCGCAAGGUAA